Messenger RNA from Tarenaya hassleriana, 1483 nucleotides. Its product is annotated as UDP-D-xylose:L-fucose alpha-1,3-D-xylosyltransferase MGP4. NCBI's taxonomy places the organism in Eukaryota, Viridiplantae, Streptophyta, Magnoliopsida, Brassicales, Cleomaceae. Gene Ontology annotation, cellular component: Golgi apparatus. The transcript is spliced from 4 exons. The coding region runs from base 153 to 1238 and encodes 361 amino acids. The record is from RefSeq and is a predicted model, not a curated record. Gene Ontology annotation, molecular function: glycosyltransferase activity.
UAUUCAUUCCUCUCACUUCUCCUCAGAUUUGUGAAUUCUUCCACUUCUGUGUUCAUGUCUGUUUCUGAUUCAAACCGAAAUUUCAGAUUUCCAUGAAAUAGAGAGCAAGAUCCCCCCAUUGUUUGCACCCUGCUGCAACAUCCCCUUCAACAAUGGCGCAGCAGCAAUUCCUGCACCAGCGACCGAUUCAGAACCCUUUCUCAAACCCAUUCUCUUCAUCUCCUCUCUCUUCUUCUGCAAUCUCUCACCGACCCACCUCUCUCCUCAGCCGUACCGGUCUCCUCCUCCUCCUCGCUCUCCUUGUUUUCCUCGGAGUAUUCUUACCCUGGGCAGGAACACCCUUAUUCACAUUUCAAAACACGGGUUCUUCUUCCUCUUCGGUAUCCAAAUGGCGCGACUAUACUCUUGCAGACGCCGCCGCGUUCGCCGCCAAGAACGGGACCUUGAUCGUCUGCGCCGUUAGCUAUCCGUACUUGCCUUUUCUCAGCAACUGGUUGAUCAGUGUUUCGAGACAUAAACAUGCCGACAAGGUGCUCGUGAUCGCAGAGGAUUACUCCACGCUUUACAAGGUUAACGAGAAGUGGCCCGGUCAUGCCGUCCUCGUUCCUCCGGCGCCGGAUUCUCAAACAGCCCAUAAGUUUGGUUCCCAGGGUUUCUUCAACUUUACAUCUCGGAGGCCUCGGCAUCUCUUACACAUCUUGGAAUUGGGUUACAAUGUUAUGUACAACGAUGUUGAUAUGGUAUGGUUGCGAGAUCCUUUCCUGUAUCUAGAGGGAAAUCAUGAUGUAUACUUCAUGGAUGACAUGGCUGCGGUUAAGCCUCUGGAUCACUCUCAUGAUUUGCCACCUCCGGGCAAAAAGGGACGCACUUACAUAUGUAGCUGCAUGAUUUUCUUGCGACCCACUGAUGGAGCAAAGCUUGUCAUGAAGAAAUGGAUAGAGGAACUCCAAGACCAACCAUGGUCUAAAGCAAAAAAGGCAAAUGAUCAGCCAGCUUUUAACUGGGCACUUAACAAGACUGCUGGUCAGGUGGAUAUCUACUUGCUUCCUCAGGCUGCAUUCCCAACAGGAGGUUUAUACUUCAAGAACCAGACAUGGGUUGCAGAAACAAAGGGAAAACAUGUCAUAAUCCACAAUAACUACAUAACAGGUUUCGAGAAGAAGAUCAAACGCUUCCGGGAGUACGGUUUAUGUCUGGUGGAUGAUCACGCGGACGAGUCCCCGCUCGGGAAAUUGUAGCCACAGCCGGCAUUUUGAAAGGAGAAGAAACACUUAGGGGUUAGGGCAAGAAGAUCUUUACAUGAUGAUGGUUUGAUGUUGUUGAAUGUCUCCACUCUUACAAAGCUCUUAUCCAUCAAGUCACAUACUUUUUUUUACAUGCUCCCUUCGUGUUUCUUUUAAUUCUUUGUGAUUGUGUCUGAGGAAAAUCUAUUUGUUUAAUGGAUUUAUUAUUGGAAAAUACAUGAAACUUUCGUCUUCUAUUA